GGUCCUACAUCCGCCCGCAGAUGGAGGGCGACCGUGGCCAGUGGCACCGCUUCGACGACCGCGACAGCGCCGCCAGCGCCACCUCGAACGCGACGGCCGUCGACGCCUCCUUCGGGGGCGAGGAGUGGCUCUGCGUGAACUACCUCUACGGCCCCUCCGGCGUGCUGACGAGGCCCAAGGAGCCCCGCGCCUGCCUCCUCGUGUACCUGCGCGAGACCGCCAUGGGCUUCCUGCUGCGCGAGCCGCGGCUGCCGAAGAUGUCCAAGGAGCUCCGGGCCGCCACGGCGCCCCGCGAGCAGCCCACGAAGGCCGCCGAGAGCGAAGCGGCCGCCGCCGCGGCGCAGGCCCUCAUCGAGGAGGUCGAGGCGCAGGCCAUGAAGGAGGAGAAGAAGCGGAAGCAGAAGCAGAAGAAGAAGCAGAAGGAGAAGGAGAAGCGGACGCACGCGAAGACGGAAGAGGACGAGGAGGAGGAGGAGGAAGAGGACGAGAGGGACCCCGCGGAGUGCGACCGAAAAAGCGACGGGAAGGGCAGCCCAGACGGCGGCAGCGACGACCAGGAGCUGGCCUCGCCGCACCCGACGGUCAAUCGGGGGCGGGAGCCCGAGGUCCUGGUCGCCCAGGGCAAGAGGCGCGCGGGGGCCAGCAGUGCUCUGCGGGAGCCUUCCCCAGGCUCCUGCCCAGAUGG
Molecule: messenger RNA, 685 nt
Organism: Prorocentrum cordatum
Lineage: Eukaryota; Dinophyceae; Prorocentrales; Prorocentraceae
Source: the annotation of a GenBank genome assembly